AUAAAUCCUAUCGUAGUACAACAAUAAUAAUACCAAAGAGCAAAGUAAUUAAAUUUUGUUUACACAAAGCUGAAAUUCAACAAAUAGCUGCGCGUGCUAACAACCAACGCAGCAUUUGCAUCUGCCGGAAUAAGUAGCCUUCACACCCUCGCGAGCUCGCGUAUCUAGUAUGCCCAUUUCAUUUUACUGGCAACUGGCGCUAUACUUCUGGCCAUAAAAUCGCUUCUUAUUUACAUGAACGGCAGCGUGAAUUGAUAAGUUCAUUUCAUAUGCAAGUAUUUGCCUAAAAACAGCAACGCAUCCGCCGCCUCAGCAAGCGUCGUGGAGGCGCUGGAAUAGGUAAUAGUAGAUAACGCAUUGCAUGCUCCUAUAACCGCUCCGACUGUUUAGUUGGUAGGUUGCUUAUUGGCUGUUUCUCUUGGCACAACAGCACUCACGCCAACAGUCUGCUGUUCGACGCCACGGAAGUUUAUAAAAGUUUGCGCCCACCAAAAAUAGCGCGGAUUUUGCAACGCUGCAAAGAUUUUUUUACACAAAACGUUUUCGAAAACGCUAGCAAACGCUCAUAAUUGGUUGAAUUUCUAGCUCUAUUAUGCAGCAUUUUUGUACUAAAACCGUGCAGUUAGUAUCUCAAGUUGUACGAUUAUAGUUAACAAGCGUAGAUAAAAUAUCGACACUGCUAGCCAAUAAAGAUUAUCUUUACGUGGCUGAAAUCUCCGUUUGCCAAGCACCUACUUGUUUAACGCAUAAUUAUAAAUCAGUCGCUCGCGUGUUGUGUACCAGCAAAAACAACGGCAGGAGCGCCCUAUACAGCAGUGACUCGCGGUCUAUACGGAAGCAGUGAGAAAUUUUAAGGAUAAUCAGAUCAAGCUAGUUGCAACCAACAAAAUGGCCUCUUUCGGUGCCCUUGACUAUGGCAUCGUCGCGAUUGUGCUGAUCAUUUCAGCUGCAAUUGGCAUCUAUUACCGCCUGACGGGUGGCAAGCAGCAGACCACCAAGGAAUACCUGCUCGCAGAUCGUCAGAUGUCCAUACUGCCGGUCGCUUUCAGUCUCAUGACCAGCUUCAUGUCCGCCGUUACGCUGCUCGGUGUGUCGAUGGAAAACUACCAGUACGGCACCAUGUUCGUGUUGAUUAAUAUUUCGUAUGUCUUGUCGACGCCUGCAGCUGCCUAUCUUAUCCUGCCUGUCUUCUAUCGGCUAAAGACUGCGUCCGUCUACGAAUAUUUGGAGCUGCGCUUUGGCUAUGCCACGCGACUUUGCGCCUCACUUGCCUUUACCAUUCAGAUGACGCUCUACAUGGGCAUUGUGUUGUACGCGCCGGCGCUGGCGCUGGAAGCCGUAACCGGUCUGAAUCAAAAUUUCUCCGUAGUAGUCGUCGGCGUGGUGUGUACAUUCUAUGCCACUUUGGGCGGUAUGAAAGCGGUGCUCAUCACAGAUAUUUUUCAAUCGCUGCUAAUGUUCGUUUCCGUGUUCAGUGUCAUAAUUUGUGCGACCAUCAAAGCUGGCAGUUGGGGUGAGAUUUGGCGAGUCGCAGGGGAAGGCGGUCGCCUGCAAUUUCUGGACUUUAGCGUUGAUCCGACAGUGCGUCACACCUGGUGGACGCAGAUUAUCGGCGGCAUGGCCACAUAUCUAUCUCUAUACGGUGUCAACCAAACUCAGGUGCAGCGUUUGCUGUCUGCGCGCAACCUGAAGUCAUCGCAAGCCUCCCUAUGGUGGAAUUUGCCAAUUUUGAUACCGUUGAGUUUCAGUACCUGCUUCUCGGGCCUUUGCAUCUAUUACUUCUACAAGGACUGUGACCCCCUAUUGGAGGGACGCAUAUCGUCACGCGAUCAGUUGAUGCCACUUUUCGUUGUGGACACUAUGGGUGGCAUACCUGGUCUGUCAGGUCUCUUCGUAGCAGGCAUAUUUUCGGCAAGUCUAUCGACAAUAUCAUCCGCUAUAUCCGCGCUGGCUGCUGUCACCGUUGAAGAUUACCUAAAGCCGUUGCUGCUAUGGAAGACCAAUAAACCGCUAAAGGAGUCGCAGAGCACGUGGUUCUCGAAGUUCUUCAAUCUGAUCUACGGUGCAGCCUGCAUCGGUUUGGCAUUCCUUGCCGGCUCGCUAACCGGCGUACUACAGGCAGCACUUUCCAUCUUCGGCAUUGUUGGCGGACCGUUGUUGGGUCUCUUCACACUCGGCAUGUACUUCACCUUCGUCAAUCAAAAGGGCGCCAUAACUGGCCUUAUUACUAGUUUGGCAUUUUGUUUCUGGAUAGGCUUCGGCCAACCACGGCCUACACCGAAGACAUUAGAAUUCUCCACUGAAGGCUGUUCCGCGUCGCCGCCAACAUCGCAUGUCAGCGACAUUUUCACACCCUUUACGGCGACAGCAGCUGCGGAAGCAGAGGAGCCUCAUUAUUUCUAUCUGUAUCGCAUCUCGUACAUGUGGUAUUCGGUAAUUGGCUUUCUCGUCACGUUGUUCAUGGGCUUGGUAUGUUCCUGGCUGUAUGCCAAGCUGGGCUGGGAUUCAAACGCGCACAUCUACACCGACAGCGCAUGCACGACAAUCAAAUACGAUUUGUUUGUGCCGCCAUUGGCCAGGCGGUUGCGCAACCGACAAGUGCCAGUUGUGGUGGUGACAGGCACGAGCUCGGAGAUCGGCGGGGGUUCAGCGACCCCCAGUACCGUGGAAGACGAUGCACCAUUGCCGAAAAGUGACACGGGUGCAACAGAACUUAGCAUGAAUGAACUGGAUGGAAGCCAAAAGGGAGAAGAUGUGACGAAUGUUGCAAAAGACGCGAGUGGAAGAGGAGGAGAGGUGAUUGUACAAAACGGCAGCAAGCAUGCAGCCGCAACAGCCUAAAUAGAACAAUAGAAUUUAUCCGCAAGUAAUUUAUUAGCUUUCAUACGCACUGGAACACCUGCCAAGCAAAUGUAAAUUAAAUUUGUUGCAAUAAAUCGUCCCCUUAGUUAGUAGGAUUAUUUUCUUUUUAUGUGUGGAAGGGUUUGAUUAAUAUUAAACAUAGUGAAAAAUAACUUUUCAAAUCUUCUGGAAAGGCGGCGGAACGUGAAUGGUUAUGUAACGAAUAGAUCAGCACAUCGUCAGGGAUAUUUUUUUCUGAUUUCGUAAUUCAGAUAUGGCAGAAAAACAACAACAGCUCG
Rhagoletis pomonella (apple maggot) is the source of this 3140-nucleotide messenger RNA. RefSeq names its product putative sodium-dependent multivitamin transporter. Gene Ontology annotation, molecular function: symporter activity. Gene Ontology annotation, biological process: sodium ion transport; transmembrane transport. The record is from RefSeq and is a predicted model, not a curated record. Bases 889 to 2841 code for a protein of 650 amino acids. Lineage: Eukaryota; Metazoa; Arthropoda; Insecta; Diptera; Tephritidae. Gene Ontology annotation, cellular component: membrane. The transcript has a single exon.